CGGAAGUGAUUGGGGGUCAGAGGUCGCCGGUGGCAGCGGGAAUAUGGCGGCUGUGGUCAUGGCGGCGCUGGGCGCUGUUGUGGCCGCGCUCGGCGGGGCGGCGGUUCCGUGAGCGGGGCGGGAGCCUCCCGCCGCGGCGCUGCCCUCUUUCAGACCUCAAGGACAGGAGUCAUGAGGGUAAAACAGUACUGCAUCUUCCUGCAAAAGCCAAACUGAAGUUACACAGAGAAACGUUGAUUCAGAGCCAUGGUGUCAUGGAAAGGGAUAUACUUCGUAGUUGCACUGUUUUUGGGAAGCUUUUUUGGAAGUAUUUUCAUGCUCGGUCCUUUUCUACCUUUGAUGUUUAUUUCCCCGGCCUGGUAUCGCUGGAUCACCGAUCGCAUUGUGGCCACGUGGCUCACACUUCCAGUGGCUUUGCUGGAGAUGGUGUUUGGUGCCAAGGUGGUUGUCACUGGUGAUGGAUUUAUUCCUGGAGAAAGAAGUGUCAUUAUCAUGAACCAUCGCACACGAAUGGACUGGAUGUUCCUGUGGAACUGCCUGCUGCGAUACAGCUACCUCAGACUCGAAAAAAUCUGUCUCAAAUCCAGUCUCAAAAGCAUUCCAGGAUUUGGCUGGGCGAUGCAGGUUGCUGCCUUUAUUUUCAUUCAUAGAAAAUGGGAAGAUGACAAGAGUCACUUUGAAAAAAUGCUGCAUUAUUUCUGUGACAUUCAUGAGCCACUGCAACUCCUCAUCUUUCCGGAAGGAACUGAUCUCACAGCCAAUACCAAAGCUCGCAGUAAUGACUUUGCUGAAAAGAAUGGGCUUCGAAAAUAUGAGUAUGUCUUACAUCCACGGACUACAGGAUUCACUUUUGUGGUGGAAUGUCUAAGGGAAGGUAACAAUCUCGAUGCUAUCCAUGACAUAACUGUGGCAUACCCCCAAAACAUUCCUCAGACAGAGAAGCACCUUUUGAAUGGAAACUUCCCAAAGGAGAUUCACUUUCAUGUCCAGAGAUACCCCAUAGAGACAGUGCCCACUUCUAAGGAGGAGCUGCAGCUUUGGUGCCAGAAGCGUUGGGAAGAGAAAGAGGAGAGACUUCGACGCUUCUAUGAGGGUGGAAAGUGCUUUGAUGAGACGGGGCAAAGCAUCAUUCCCCCGUGUAAAUCUGAGCUCAGGGUCCUCGCAGUCAAGUGCAUCUCGCUGCUCUAUUGGACGGUGUUCCCACUGGGUACGUUUGCACUGCUGUACCUGUACAGCUUUGCACGAUGGUAUUUUGCAGCCAUGAUAGUGCUUUUUGUUGUGCAGCAAAAGAUAUUUGGUGGGCUGGAACUAAUUGAACUUGCUUGUCAUGAAUAUUUCAAAAAGCAACACAAAUAUAAUGACACAAGAAGAAAAAAAAAAUAGUUCUCACGUAAAGAAGGGCAUAAAAAUGUGUGGCUUUGGGACGUACUGCGAAUUUGAUGAACAGGAAAGAAUUUUUGCAUGAGAAUUGUCUUUUCCUAUUGUCAUUGUUUGCUAGACACUUGCACUUAAUUCUGUGAAAAGAAAGAAAACCGUUAGUUAUCACUGCGCGUGAAAGUGAUAGUUUUUAUCUCUGAAUGUAAUUUCAACAUUGCUCUUGCAAGCAGCUAGCAACUGCAUUCUGCUGUAAUUAAGAAACACGUUGCUGGAUUACUGAACAAUCAAAGGGGUGUUAAUAAAUAUGACGUGCACUGAAAGUCCAUGUACAAAUCCAAACUGUCCAGCUAAGAAAGACAGGUGUAUUUACUUCUGUAUAAUCAUAUUGUCAUAAAGCACCAGAUUUGAAAAGCUGCUAAGUUUAACGAUGGCUUGAUGGUAGGUGGAAGCUGGAGGAGGAUGUUCCGUUUCUUUUUUGCUAUUUGACAUAGUCAAACUUACUUUAAAAUACUUUGACUUCAGCUUUUCCAAACACUAUUGAACCUACCACACUAUUCAACCUGUUCUGCCUCACUCAAUCAGAACUUAAAAGGAUUUUUAAGCCUGGCAGUGUUGCGUUGUGGUCCAAGAAACAGUGCUGGGUUUGCCUCCAGUUAAGUCUUAACUGAUUAUUUAAUAGAUCUGUGCAGCUAAGUUUUGAUUUCUCACUGUUCAUGCUGGUUUGGUGUCCCUCUUAGCUGUGGGAGACUUGUUCCUACUGUACUACGUAGAGCUGAAGGAGAGGGGAGCUGGGUUUUGUUGUUGUUUUUUUGGUAUUUUUCUUCCUGGUAGAGGCAAUAAUAUGUCAAAUGGUAGCUGGCAAAUGGUUUUUCAAAGAGGUCUCAUUAUAUACCUUAUUUGCUGUUUCUUUUGUUUUGUUUUGGAGAAGGCAAGGCAUCUUUUCUUUAAAGGAGUUUUGGUUUGUUCUCACAUUGUUUCUUUAGACAUUUCAGAUGUCCAAAUGCAUAAAGAAGUUGUUCGCCUUCUCUGUGCAAGCCAGCCAGACCUGUUGGAAUGCAUCUGAUGCAAUGGUUGUCUUCAUACAAGUAUUAGAAGAGAUGGGUUUCAGUCUAUCACAGCACAGAGAAAUUGAGUUAAAUCUUCUCUUUGCAGUAUUAUCUUUCAUUGGCUGACUGCAGCACUCCUUUUCCAUACUACUUUGCAAUUUUUUAUUGUUUUGGGGGCUCCCACUGUAACACUUUUCCUUCUUUUCCUGAUAUUAAGGGCUUCUGAAUAUCAUGGAACCCGAAUUAAACUCUGACAAUGCACUUUGCAAGUGUAAUAAAUGUAACGUCCACAGUAAAAGGUAUAAACAUUGCCAGCACUUAGGAGACACUUCAGGUUAGACUUGUUCAGCCUCAGAAAUGUUAGAUCACUUGGUCAAAUGUAUUGCUGCAAAACUUUCUGGACUUACUGUGUAUUGCAUGAAGGCUUAAGUGAGCUUAACCAAAAUAGCCUGGCUCUGUAUGUUGAGUUGUACUGCUGUGAAACACGAACUGCCUAUCUCAAGCACUGGGUCAGCACUGUAGGUGCAUUUCUUUCUUCUACAACACUAAAAAUGAUGUCUCGUGUUUGUAUCAAAGGCCAUUUUUAGAAUGAAUCACCAGCCUCUAUUCGACUGUCCCUCGCAAGGUGACAAGUAUUUUUUAAUCCGUGCUUAUAAUAACUGUUUAUUAUGCAGAGAGUACUUGAAGCCAUCUGUUUUAUUCUAAUUUUUUAAUCCUUUUUUCUUAAAAGAUAAAUAAAAGUAGGUUUAUAUUUAGGAUUAUGUUUCUAAAUGAUUUUUCAUAUUUGUAUCAGAGUCCCUAAAGACGGAUAACUGUUGUUUUGUUGCAGUUCUUCUGUGGUACGGUGACAUUUCCUUAAUGUAAUUUUGUGAUAUCAAAGGCAUUUAGACAGAAGCCUCAAUCUUCGUAACUCGGGGCUUUUUCCCUUAACACUCUGCUUUGGUGCAGUUUCCUGAAUGUCCACAUAACAGUCACCACAAGGGAAAAACUAAAAAUGGCAUUAAUAGAUAAGCAGAGGAGACCCAAAAGUUUCGAGUCUGUCCUGAGCCGUGGCUGUGCUUUCACACCAGGAGUAGCCAUGGUUGGGCCACUUCAACAGUAUUACUAAGACUUCAGGAAUGACUUCAGAGGACAGCGUAUGUGGUGGUGAUGUAAAUACCAGCUGCACUUUUUCAAUCAUUCAGAGAAAUCUGUGAUGUCAUAAAGCGUACCAGAAACAUCCGUGUGAGUCCUGGUCAUGGAGCAGGGAAAGGUUUCCAGCGUAUUUUGUAUCUGUGUUUGAUUAGAGUUGAAUUCUGAAAAUGAAAUACAGUGCAAUUCCGAGUUUUUACAAGUUUUCUGUCUGGCUGGAGCCAAAUGUGUAACUCAUGUAACGUGGGAAAUGUCCUGCAAAUCUGUAAUUCAUCCUCUUCUCCUGUGGAUUCAGAUUGAGCAGAAAUAGUCAUUUUCUUGUUAGCUCUAAAUGCUGCAUUGGCACCACCUGGCCACAUAAAACAGGGGAGCCUAAGGUAAGCAAGAAAUCGUCGUCUCCCGGGGAAGGCUGUUGACUUCGAGAUAGGAUACGUUUUCAGAUUGCAUGCCUCAUUUUUCUGUUAGAAAUGCAAGACAAAACAUGCAGCUUUUGUGUUUAAAAAGUCGUUAAAGACAUGAGGGAGAUCUUUCUGUCAGUGCUCUUUUCCUAUUUGGUCAAAAAGUAGCUUUUGGUCAAAAGGUUUUAAUAUGCGGAUUCUGGGGAGAAUACUCUGUUCUUAUUCACCGUUUCCUUAUUCGAAGUAGACUUACUAAGACGUGCUGGGUAAAUGGCUUGAAGUGUUUUCAAUGCUGUUAGAUUAAAGGUGCUAGUACUCCAGGAAUCAAACACGCCUACCUUCUGUGGACUUCAUAGUGGCACCAAGACUUGUCUUACUCAUUAGCCCGGUUUCUCCUGGGUUAUGUCCUCUCGCAGUCCCAGUAGACAGAGCGCAUCAUUCAGCCAUGACUACUCCUGCUGUGGGACCUCCAUCUCUGCUAAGUCUUCCUUAUGUUAUUUGAGAAAAAUGACUUGUUUUUCUUGCCUUUGGAGAUACUCUUCGUUUGUUCCAUCAAAUAUUUCCUCAUCUGCGCUGAGGGUUUUUCCUCUUUGCUCCAAACUGAAAGUUGAAAUCCUCUCAUCUCUGUUCGUCCUGAAACUCGUCUGGCUAACAGGACGUCAAACCAAGACAUUUCUCUUGUGUUCAAAGCUGCAGGGCUCUGAGGUGGUCUGUAAGGUGUUGUCUUGAUCAUACAAAACGUAGUUUCUAGCUCUGUGCAUUGCAUACGUCUCUGUUGUUUAAAAAAGAUGAGUGUUUUUAUAACUUGAUUUUAUAUGUACAUUGUAUGAAAGAAAACACCAGGGUACUACAAACCUACAGAAAGCCUUAGUUUUCAAAGUUCAUUGAUUAUAUUAGGAUAUUUUAACCAUGUAUCAAUUACUCUACCGCAACAAUAAAGUCUUGAAGCAUUGCAUGUGUUUAA
Molecule: messenger RNA, 4916 nt
Organism: Numida meleagris (helmeted guineafowl)
Lineage: Eukaryota; Metazoa; Chordata; Aves; Galliformes; Numididae
Gene: LCLAT1
Product: lysocardiolipin acyltransferase 1
Exons: 7
Coding region: 247-1383 (378 amino acids)
Cellular component (GO): endomembrane system
Molecular function (GO): acyltransferase activity
Source: RefSeq, a predicted model, not a curated record